CCGCCGGCAGCGCGCUUUCAGCUUCUCGUCUCCAGAAACUGCGGCCGCGGCGCCACCUCCGCCUCGGGCUGCGGCUUCCAGCCUGGCCCGCCCGGCCCGCGGGCCAUGGAGCUCCGCGCGGCGGGUCGAGCUAAGCCGGCGCCCGCCAACCUGCCCGCCCGGUGCCUGGCUCCCUCCGCCUCCCAGCCGGAGCCCUGGAGGCAGCGUUCCCCCAGCUGCUGAGCAGCAGCGACAGCAUGAAGGCUCCGGGUCGGCUUCUGCUUGUCAUCCUAUGUUCCUUGGGCUUCUCCACUGUCUAUAUCCUGCUAUGCUGCUGGGCCUGCCUGCCCUUUUGCCUGGCCACCUGCCUGGACCGCCGCCUCUCUGCCAACUCCAGGCCCACUGUGCCAGGGCCCCUGCACUUUAGUGGAUACAGCAGCGUGCCAGAUGGGAAGCCACUGGUCCGAGAACCAUGCCGCAGCUGUGCUGUGGUGUCCAGCUCUGGCCAGAUGCUGGGCUCAGGCCUGGGUGCAAAGAUUGACGGCGCUGAGUGUGUGCUGCGCAUGAACCAGGCGCCCACUGUGGGCUUUGAGGCAGACGUGGGCCGGCGCAGCACCCUGCGCGUUGUCUCACACACGAGCGUGCCGCUGCUACUGCGCAACUACUCGCACUACUUCCGGCAGGCUCGAGACACGCUCUAUGUGGUGUGGGGCCAGGGCAGGCACAUGGACCGGGCGCUUGGCGGCCGCACCUACCGCAUGCUGGUGCAGCUCACCCAGAUGUACCCAGGCCUGCAGGUGUACACGUUCACCGAGCGCAUGAUGGCGUACUGUGACCAGGUCUUCCAGGACGAGACAGGCAAGAACCGGAGGCAGUCCGGCUCCUUUCUCAGUACAGGCUGGUUCACCAUGAUCCUGGCCCUGGAGCUGUGUGAGGAGAUCGUGGUCUAUGGAAUGGUCAGCGACAGCUACUGCAGGGAGCAGAGCCACCCCUCCGUGCCUUACCACUACUUUGAGAAGGGCCGGCUAGACGAGUGUCAGAUGUACCUGGCACACGAACGGGCGCCCCGCAGCGCCCACCGCUUCAUCACUGAGAAGGCUGUGUUCUCCCGCUGGGCCAAGAGAAGGCCCAUCGUGUUCGCCCACCCGUCCUGGAGGACCCAGUAGCCCAGUCAUCGACUGGUCGCACCGUCCUCACCAGGCCUCCGUUCCAUCCACACUCCACCGAAAACAUUUAAUUUAUGGAUCCUGUCUCCUGCCACAUGCCACGUGGACCUCAGGUCUCUUCCUGUCCUACCCUGGGGGUACUUGGAGCCAUCUCAAGCCUCCGACUUGACGGGGAGGAGAAGGGACCCACAGCGAUCUUUGCACCCUCCUCCCCACCCCUGCUCUCUGAGUAAUCCAGAUCUUUACUUUGGGGUUCAUCCCACCUCUGAGUCUGUCCAGUGGCCUUUGCCUCUGGGGCUGAUGGCCCCCAAUUCACCAGCAUCAUGACCUUUGACCCUACACCUGCUCUUUGACCUUACACCAGCCCUGGUCCCUCCUCUCCACACUCCCCCAUCCACCCACCUUUGGUGCCACACUUCCCAGGCUGGUUGCCCUCAUCAGGGCCACCCAGAGCCUAGGGUUCGCUGGGCAAAGGGGCCUUUGAAUUGUGACUGCCAGGGCCACCUCCGGAGUGUACGGGUAAACAGUGUUUUCUGGAA
Manis javanica (Malayan pangolin) is the source of this 1684-nucleotide messenger RNA. RefSeq names its product ST6 N-acetylgalactosaminide alpha-2,6-sialyltransferase 4 (gene ST6GALNAC4). Gene Ontology annotation, molecular function: alpha-N-acetylgalactosaminide alpha-2,6-sialyltransferase activity. Gene Ontology annotation, biological process: ganglioside biosynthetic process; oligosaccharide metabolic process. The record is from RefSeq and is a predicted model, not a curated record. NCBI's taxonomy places the organism in Eukaryota, Metazoa, Chordata, Mammalia, Pholidota, Manidae.